Molecule: messenger RNA, 456 nt
Organism: Penicillium griseofulvum
Lineage: Eukaryota; Fungi; Ascomycota; Eurotiomycetes; Eurotiales; Aspergillaceae
Exons: 2
Coding region: 1-456 (151 amino acids)
Source: RefSeq, a predicted model, not a curated record
AUGAAGCCGAACAUUAUCCUCGCCAUCCUCAGCUUGAGCCUUACCGCGAUUGCGGCCCCUACUCCGCUGAAUCUCCAUAAAGAGCUUCAAGUUCGUAACACCGAUGCCAAUGAUGCUCCACUUACUCCCCCAACACCUCCAACCCCUCCCACGACCCAGAAUGUUCCCGUUGUACAUCCUCCACCUGGAAAGGACUCUGGCUACCCUGUAGUCCAAGCUAAUCCACCAACUCUGCCGACUCCUCCCACUCCUCCUAACAAUGUUCCUGUUAAUGCUCCCGGAUAUCCGUAUCCUUAUGUCAAUGCUCCGCCAAACCCGCCAACUCCUCCCACUCCCCCUACACCUCCAACCCCGUCUGGUGUGUAUGGUCCGAUUAUCGGUGAUGGAAACUACCCAAACCUCCCUCCUGUUCCCCCGACUCCUCCCACUCCUCCGACUCCCCCUACUUCUGGAUGA